CCAAUCACAAAUAAAAAUCCUUGCUUUGUCCCCGCCCCUUGGGCAGUUCCCAUCCUUAUAGGUGGAACCUGCAAAGCGCUCUUUGCUUGGGGUUUCUGAAGUACCCCACUUGAGGAGACUUGCUGGCAGACAGCAAAGAGGAGCCUGGCCUAUUUCACCACCACCCCACACCCCCAUAUUGCCCAAGCCCCGCUGACAAUGGCUGAGAGGGAGGAUGACCAUGCUGAGGCUUGGUUGCAGUUAAAGCCUGUGGAACCCUUGCCCUCCCAGUGCUGUGGUAGUGGCUGCUCGCCCUGUGUGUUUGACCUCUAUUACCGAGACCUGGAAAGAUGGGACACAGCCCAAGCCAAAAAUGACAUGAGCCUGCUGAGUGGGAAGCAGCCACCUGAGAGCCAGGGCUGUUCUACCAAGCUGAGUCCAGAGACUUUCCUGGCCUUCCACAUCAGCACCAUGGAGAAGGUCACCAGGGACACCUAUCUUGUCCGGUUUACACUACCUGGGAACUGUCACCUCGGCCUGCUUCCUGGGCAGCACCUCAUCCUACGAGGUGUAGUAGAUGACUUAGAAAUUCAGAGAGCCUACACUCCCAUCAGCCCUGCCACUGCACAAGGAUACUUUGACGUCUUAAUCAAGUGCUACGAGACUGGGCUGAUGUCCCGCUAUGUGGAGUCCUGGAGACCAGGAGACACAGCUUUCUGGCGAGGGCCUUUCGGAAGCUUCUUAUAUGAACCAAAAAAGUACGGUGAGCUCCUCAUGCUGGCAGCCGGCACAGGCCUGGCCCCUAUGGUGCCUAUCGUGCAGAGCAUCACAGACAAUGAAGACGAUGAGACCUUUGUCACCUUGGUCGGCUGCUUCAAGACCUUCGAGGACAUCUACCUGAAGACUUUCUUCCAGGAACAGGCCAGGUUCUGGAACGUUCGAACCUUCUUUGUCCUCAGUCAGGGUUUCUCCCGUGUCCUGCUGUGGCAGAGCUGGCUGUCCAGAGCUGGCUGGGUGAACACCGAGAACCCCCAGGAGUCCUCCCUGCUCUCUCUCGCCUUCCCAGGAGGUCUCCCCGGAUCAGCUACCCUGGAGCUACCGUGACAAGACCCACUUUGGACGCCUGGGCCAGGAGCUGGUUGAUGAACUGGUGGCCCGCUGCCGGAGAAGGCCAUUUACAUUAGUCUGUGGCUCACCUGCAUUUACUGAGGACAUGGCUAGGUGUUUGCUGUCUGCUGGCCUGACUGAGGACUCCUACUUCCUCUUCUAGCCCUGGCCUUGGACCCUAAUCACGGGUACCAAGAGGAGCCCAGACCAGAGUCAGACGACAUGGAGUCCAGGCCUGGCCCUGCUGCUGACUUGCCCAGAGGCCUUGGGCAAAUGUCAUUACCCUUGGAACUUCCUUUCCUGUCUGCUGCAUCCUGCUGUGUGGAGGAAGGAAGGCCAGCAGUUAUCCUGGGAGCCAGGGAAGGCUGCUCCAAGGUCACCAAGCAAAUGGAGUCCUACUGAACUCAGGCUGGUGGGAGUUGGACAGGACGAGUGGUGAGGACCCUCUUGUCCUUCCAGAGGGCUCAUUGGUGCUGAGAAAAUGACUUGGGGAAAAGCUCAGAGCUCUUGGGAGGACCUUAACUUCUGUGCCUCCUGCGGGGUGAACCUGACUUGCUGAAGGAAGGCCUUGGGUCUGUGAGCUGACUGUGUCCUCAGACCACGGCACUGCCCUGCGUCAUCUCUGUGUCCAUGACAAGCCUUUCCUGGACCAUCUCUGCCAUGAUCAGCUUAACGCUCAGUUUCUUUCCUGGCUCAGGAGGCCAGCUCAGAGUCCUUUCCCCACAAAAGAAGAGGAACAGAGGCAAAUGCCCCUCCCUCCUGCAGGCAGUCACAUAGCCCGUGCCUUCAGCUCUCGGUGCCCUGGCGACGGUUGCUAUGGAGAUCUAAAGAUAGAGCAGGAGUCAGGAGACCUGGGUCCCUCUCCCAGCUCUGCCCACUGAAUGGCUGCUGAUCCAGGUCCACCCAGCCCCCACCUCCACCUCCUUUAUCCAUCGUGGGGCAUGUCCUCUCCAGGGAGCUCACUGCCCCUGGGCAUCACACUGACUUAACGAAUCCUGCUUUCCACAGCCUGGGCCCCAGUGCACUGCCCAGCACAGGCUGGAUCCGGGCAGCUCCAGACUUCUAAUGCUCAGCAGUGGAAUGUUAGAAGCCGAGAGCCAGGAACCUUCAGGAUUAGAUGUUUAUAAGUUGUGAUCUUCCCUCCAUAGCAGACUUCAGAUGCCAAAAAUCCCUGUCCAGCAGACUCAGUGGACAAACCAGUAAACCAAGGCCUCUGAGUGGCUCACCCAAGGUGAAUGCCGAGACAGCCCUACAAGUUUCCAUCUCCCCUCCCCAGUACGCCCACCUGUGAUUGUAUACCACACUUUGCAAACUGGGCUCCACAGGCCGCUAGGGAACCUUGCCUGGAAGGCAGCAGCAGUAAAGGUGUCUGGAGGGAUCCCCAGGCCCCUUAAAUCACAGCAGAUCUGUUCUUACCUCAUCUUCAUAGUAGGGCAUGGAAGAAUCUUUGUCACAAAGGACUUUUCUGUCCCACCCUGAAAAAUCACAACAAAGAAAUCCCUGUUCCCUGCACAGCCGUGGUGCUUGGUGGGUGACGGGAAGCUUGCAUGCUGCACCUCAGGGCAUGGAGCCUCUGUCGUGGUUUUACAGGGCAUUAGGUGUGACUUCUUGGAACCAAGUGUCGUGAGUAAAUUAAAGCUGCAUAAUCACAGGUCAAAA
Molecule: messenger RNA, 2745 nt
Organism: Rattus norvegicus (Norway rat)
Lineage: Eukaryota; Metazoa; Chordata; Mammalia; Rodentia; Muridae
Gene: Cyb5rl
Product: cytochrome b5 reductase-like
Cellular component (GO): endoplasmic reticulum membrane
Molecular function (GO): oxidoreductase activity; catalytic activity; cytochrome-b5 reductase activity, acting on NADH
Source: RefSeq, a predicted model, not a curated record